AUGGAAAAACACCAACAUGUUACAGAAACCACAUUCAGUCGUCACCAGCUAUGGAAACCUGUUAUCGGAGAUGUUGCAGCAGCAGCUCUCUCAGCAACCUUGAUCACCCCAGUCAUCGCAGUCAUCGACCAAUCAAUGGUUGAAAAAGUCUCUUUCAACAGACCACUUCUCCAAGGAAUGAAGAUAAAUAGCUUGAACGCGAUCAAACACCCAGGUCGCUUCAUCUUUGGCCGUGCGUUCGCCUAUGUCUGGACACUCUACGGCGCAACAUAUGCCGUUUCAAACGCAUCAGACACGCUCGCUCAUGAAUUCCACAGAGCGGCUGUGGGAACAAUCACGUUUGUUAACACCAUGAUAAUCAACGUGCCCCUCGGCGUUCUCAAAGAUGUGCGCUAUGCUCAGAUGUUCAGUGCUCCAAGCACACCAACAGACAAAGUAGCACCGCCCAUCAAGCCCGGCGUACCCAAGGCUGCCACGGCUGCGUUUCUGAUGAGAGAUGCCAUUACCAUCUUUGGAUCUUUCACAAUGGCUCCAUGGUUAUCGUCUCUUAUUCCAGACAGUUUGUCUUCAAAUCCGCAUUCCAAGGCUAUCAUAUCGCAGCUCACUGUACCCAUCUUCUCACAAUUUGCUGCUACACCAGUUCAUCUUCUUGGGCUGGACUUGUACUCGAGGCCCCGUGGUGUGCCGUGGGUGGAGCGGUCGGCACAGAUCCGAAGGGACCUGUUUUCAGCGACGAUACUACGCUCUCUGAGAAUUAUUCCAGCCUUUGGAGUUGGGUGUGUCGUGAAUAUGGAAGCACGAUCACGAUUUCAUAAUUUGUUCGAAAAGGUCUAG
Molecule: messenger RNA, 834 nt
Organism: Fusarium sp. VM40
Lineage: Eukaryota; Fungi; Ascomycota; Sordariomycetes; Hypocreales; Nectriaceae
Source: the annotation of a GenBank genome assembly